Messenger RNA from Elaeis guineensis (African oil palm), 1869 nucleotides. Its product is annotated as AT-hook motif nuclear-localized protein 1. The record is from RefSeq and is a predicted model, not a curated record. Gene Ontology annotation, molecular function: minor groove of adenine-thymine-rich DNA binding. Lineage: Eukaryota; Viridiplantae; Streptophyta; Magnoliopsida; Arecales; Arecaceae.
UAUUAUUUUUUAUAUCUUCCAUUUUAUUCUUUUUAUCAAUCUUUUCUUUCUCUGUUUUUUUUUACCUCCCAUUUCGCUCGCCUCUCUCUUUUGAGUCUUCUUCCAUUUUCGUUCUCUGUUCCUUGCGAAGACUGCCGGCGAACUCGGUGGCGGUUUUCGGACACCGCUGUUGAAAAUACCAGUUUUCCGACCCGUCGAGUGGAAACCGGAACCCGGUCGGAGAAAAUUGCUGAGGAAAUUAAUUUUAAUAAAAAAUUUUAUUUUUGGUUCCGAGAUGGCUACUUUGUCCUUGAGCUCUCUUCUCCUCUCCAAUGGCAAGAGCUCGAGGAAACCCUAGGUUGCCGAAUCGGACGGUCGAGAGCUUUCCAUCCGGCCCCUGAACCCCUGAUCAAGCGCCGAGAUUUCUAGGGUUUCGUGGGGUUUAUCUAUGCAUGGAAGGGAGGGAAGGAGGAACGCCUGCUGGGGUGGCGGUUACGGCGGCGGUGGAGACCGCUGGGAGCUUCCCGCCGUCGGCGGCGCCGACGAUGGUGAGAGCGGAGGAGUCUAGCCAGGGCGGCCCGACGACCGCAGCUGUUCCUCCGGCGGUGGCGGCGGCGGUUGUCCCGGGGCCACCUCCGGCGGCGGUACCGGUGGGGCCGGCGUCCGUGAGCCUGGCGAUGCCGGCGAUGAAGAAGAAGCGGGGGAGGCCGAGGAAGUACGGGCCGGACGGGAGCUUGUUGCUGCCGCUGAACCCGAUGCCGAUCUCGGCCUCGGUGCCGGCGGGGGAGUACCCGACCGUGGCGGCGGUGGGGGCGGCGAUGAAGCGGGGUAGAGGGCGGCCAGGGGGUUUUGGGAGCAAGCAACAGUAUGGGUUUGAGUUAGAGUCUUCAGGUGAAAUGGUUGCAUGCUCUGCUGGUGCAAAUUUCACACCUCAUGUCAUCACUGUUGCAGCGGGCGAGGAUGUUACUAUGAAGAUCAUAUCAUUUUCUCAACAAGGACCUCGAGCUAUUUGUAUUCUAUCUGCUAAUGGCAUCAUAUCAAACGUUACACUUCGUCAACCUGAUUCUUCCGGUGGUACACUGACUUAUGAGGGCCGCUUUGAGUUGCUCUCUUUAUCAGGAUCAUUCAUGCCAACUGAGAAUGGAGGAACUAGGAGCCGAUCUGGUGGGAUGAGUGUUUCUCUGGCAAGCCCAGAUGGUCGUGUUGUUGGGGGAGGAGUUGCUGGUCUACUCGUGGCUGCUAGUCCUGUGCAGGUUGUGGUGGGAAGCUUUUUGCCAAGCUAUAAGCUGGAGCAGAAAACCAAGAAGCCAAAAUUAGAGACUUCCGCUGUGUCAACGCCCACAGCUGCAGUUCCGAUUUCCAGCAUAGAGAUGGAGGCGGCGUAUGGUACUGUGCAAGGGCAGCGGAUCUCAGCAACACCAAAAUCAAAGCUCGCGACUUCCUCCUUUAAGGGAGAAAGCUGGUCUGCUUCUCUACAAUCAGCAUCUGAGACAAGGAGCUCCAUGACAGAUAUUAACGUGUCUUUGCCUGGAGGUUGAAGUUAUCCAGAAAGUUUGUUGCGCACCUCCGAGGCAUCUUACUGACCAGAAGUAGACACCCUUUUGUAACAGCUGCCUUCGCAUGUGUUGCAAUUGAUAGUUGGAGCUCACCUUCUCUAACUUGUGUUGUAGGCUUGUUUGCAUGCAUUUAGGUUUUCAUCAAGGGAUGAACUUUACUAUAUGGAUUCUGUAGGAUUCUCCAGAACUGCAACUCUGUUGACUCUUAUCCUCUGUUGUUGUCUAGCUUGGUUGAUAUUUAUAUUUGUAACACCUGGUUUUCAUUCACUGGUGUUUAAAUACAGUCAUUUGUAGUGUUGGUAAAUUUCAUAACGAUGGAUUCUUGAUUCUACAA